Messenger RNA from Cygnus olor (mute swan), 1258 nucleotides. It is a transcript of the gene NUDT17, whose product is annotated as nudix hydrolase 17. The coding region runs from base 16 to 873 and encodes 285 amino acids. Gene Ontology annotation, cellular component: cytosol. The transcript is spliced from 8 exons. Gene Ontology annotation, biological process: NADP+ catabolic process; NAD+ catabolic process. Gene Ontology annotation, molecular function: NADH pyrophosphatase activity. The record is from RefSeq and is a predicted model, not a curated record. Lineage: Eukaryota; Metazoa; Chordata; Aves; Anseriformes; Anatidae.
GGGGGGGCAGCGCCCAUGGCGGGGCUGGGGCGCGUGCUCGUGCACGUGCGGCGCGGCGGGGAGGGGGGGGCGGCGCGUUUCGGGCAGAGCGUCACCGGCGCCUUCUGCGCCCCGCACGAGGACGCGGCGGCCGUGAGCUGCGGGCUGCAGCGCGGCUGCUUCGUCCUGGCCGACGCCGCCUUCCCCGGCUCCACCGAGACCGUCCUCCGGAGACCCUCGUUCUGCCCCGCCAAGCUCCUGGGGGCGCAGCCGGCCGCCGAGCUGCGAGGCCUUGGCGUGGAGGCCGCGGUGGCCGUGCUGCUGCAGGCGGGCACCGGCCGCAUCCUGCUCACCCGCCGCGCCGCCGGCCUCCGCGGCUUCCCCAACGUCUGGGUGCCGCCCGGUGGGCACGUGGAGCCCGAUGAGGAGCUGCUGGCCGUGGGGCUGCGCGAGCUGCAGGAGGAGACGGGGCUGCGCCUGGCAGCCGGCACCUUCACCUGGAGGCUGCUCGGCCUCUGGGAGUCCGUGUACCCCCCCAUGCUGAGUCGGGGGCUGCCGCGCCGCCACCACGUCGUUGCCUACCUGCUGCUGCGCUCCGAGGAGCCCCACGAGGAGCUGGAGGCCAGGAUCAGCCCCAGCGAGAGCGAGGUGAGCGCCUACGCCUGGCUGGAGCCGCACGUCCUGGAGGCCAUCGCAGCCACCGAGGACGGCGCGGGGAGGUCGGGAAGCGUCCCUGGCACGCUGCCGGCCUCCGUCAGUCACCGCGGGUACGAUACAAGAAGUAAGAAACCUUCCAAGCAGAAUACUGUGCGCUGCUCCCCCGGCCCAACACACGGGCGCGGGUGGUGCUCUGCCUUAAAACUCAGCCAAGGAGCAGUUAAAAAAGGUGCUUAAAAAAAAAAACACAAUUGCUACUUGUGCUGCCUGUCCCCCCCCCCCCCCCCCCCCCCCCCCCCCCCCCCGCCAGCCUGGCCUCGCAUCACGCCCCCCCAGGCCUCUUGCUCCAGAAAUCGGGAACAGAGCAGGGCCACAGGGAGCUGGCGGGGCUGAGCAAGCCCCAGUUCAGCCAGGACACUCAGAAGGCAGCAGGGACGUCGCUGUGAGGGUUACAAACUAAGUUUAAAUACAUAAAUAAUUUGUGCAAUGGGCGCCGCGCAAGCCCCGCUGGGGUCAGCGCAGCCUUCCUUCAGUCCUCGCCUAGGCGCGCCAGGAGGGAAGUCUUUGGAGUUUCCUAUGUACAAAAGCUGCAACUGAAAAUAUAGAUCAUCUGUUCUCUGUA